AAAAAAUUAGCGCGAUGUCUGAAAAAAAAAAUAUAUACAAAUAAUUGAGAAUUCUCUCAUAUGAACAGUGUUUUCAAUUUCUUUUUGGAUUUUCCUUUUAUAACAACUGUCAGACUUUGAGAUUAUUUCAACAUAUUUUUUUCUCUCUAAACGAAAUAGUCAAAAAUGGAAUCAGGUGUAAUUAAUUCUAUCGAAAGAAAUUCUGAAAAAUGCAAUAAAAAUGAUUCAGUGAAUUUAGAAAAAAUGUCGUCAUCAAUUUCUUUGGAUUCAAUUUCCGAAUUGUCAAAUAAUAAUGGAAAUAAAAUAAAAGUAUAUUUAAAAAUAAGACCAACAAAUAAUGUUGAUUCAACAUCAUCACGAAUAAAUAAAAAUGAUAUUUUUACAAUAUUAAAUAAAACAAAUCUUGAAACAAAAAUACCCAUCAACGAUAAUACAUUAUUUUCAUCAAUUGCACGACAAUCGAAAAAAAUUAAAAAUAAUGAUAAUUUAAGAAAAUAUAAAUUUACCCAAAUUUUUAACGAUGAAAUUUCACAGGAUGAAUUUUUUAAUGAAAUUGGAAUACAAAAUGUAAUUAAUUUUAUAAAAGGUGAAAGUUUAACUCUGAUGAAUUAUGGUACAAGUAAUUCGGGUAAAACUUAUUCUCUCUUUGGUUUAAAUGAUUGUCUAGGAUUAAUUCCAAGGUGUUUAAAAUUUCUUUAUUUCAAUAUUGAAAGCACUAUUUGGAUAUCAUUUUUUGAAAUUUAUAAUGAAUCUAUUUUUGACUUAUUAACGACAAGUGAAGAGGGUAAGAAUGUGCAUUUGAAGUUAGUUACAGAUGAAAAGGGAAAUAAUUAUUUGAAGGGAGUUAGAAAAGUUUUUGCAGCAACUGCCGAGGAAGCUUUUCAAAUUAUGAUGGCUGGUAAAUCGAGAUUGAAAGUUGCAUCCACAGCAAUUAAUUCAAAAAGUUCAAGGUCACAUGCCAUUUUCACUGUAACAUUAUUAAAGUACACGGAAAAUUCAUCACCUCAAGAUGUAUCUGUUAGUACAUUGACAUUUUGUGAUCUUGCCGGAAGUGGUGGUUUAAAAAUGACAAAAAAUUCCCAAAGAAUAAAAGAAUCACGAAGCAUUAAUGCAAGUCUUUUAGUUCUUGGUAGAUGUCUAAAGACAAUUCAACGAAAUUCAAUUUUACGAAACAACACUGGACCAUUUAGAGAAUCAAAUUUAACCAGAUACCUACAAAAUCCUCUAUCGGGAAGGGAGAAUUUAAUUAUUUUAGUUAAUCUUAAUAAAUCUCCUGAGCUUUAUAUCGAAACACAAAAUGUCUUGAAUUUCUUUUCAACUCUCAAUAAUAAAAUCAUUAUUGGAGAAAAUUUAAAAAAUAAAUCAACAAUACGAAGUUCAACUUGGAUUAGUUCAGAAAAAAUUUUAUCAUCAAAUACAUCAAUAAAAUUAAUAGUAAAUUCACCAAAGAAUAUGAAAAUGGAAAAAUUAAAAAAUGAAAAUAAAUUAUUAUUAGAAGAAUUAUUAGAAUUAAAGAAUAAUAAUUUUAAAAAAGAAUCGAAAAUUCGUCAAGAAUUAAAUGAAAUUUAUUUAUUAAAAAUGAAUGAUCUUGAGAUGGAUUGGAGAAAAAAAAAUGAUGAACUCAAUGAGGAACGUGAGGAUUUAUUAAAAUGGUCUGUUAAACAAGUUGAUGAUUAUUAUAAAGAACAAAUUAAUAAUAUGACAAAUCGAAAACGAAAACGUUUAAAUAAUCAUGAUGGUCAUGGUGAUUUUGAAGAGUCAACAAUUGAAUAUUUAGAAGAGGAAAAUUUAAAAGCAACAACAAAAAUAAUUGCACUUGAUGAAAUUGUUGAAAAUUUAAGGAAAAAAAAUUUAAAAUUAAAUAUUAAAAAAAGUGAAUUAAUUUUUGAAUUAUCAAUAACAAAAAAGGAAUUAGAUGAUAUUAAAAUAAAAUUUCAAAAUGAAAUAAAAAAUUCUUUUAAUGAACAUAGGGAAUCAUUUCAUUUUGAAAAUUUGACAGAAACAAAUGAACUUAAAAAUGAGAUUAAUAAAAAAAAUGAAGAAAUCAAUCAAUUAAAAUUCAAAUUAAAUGAAAUGAAUCAAGAAUUAUUGGAAAUAAAAAAUUUUAAUGAAAAUUCUAAUUUAAAACAUUUUUCCAUUAAUGAUAAUAUCAAUGAAUUAGCAAUUGAUGAUAAAAAUUUAAAUUCUCAUUUACAUAAUGUGUCAUUGUCACCAAUUUCCAUGGAUAAAAUUUCAAUUAUCGAAGAGGAAAAUUUAGAAACACCACAUAUAUCACUUCGAACAUUAAUAACUGUUCCAAUUUUAGAAACACUUGAUUUCUCAUCAGAAGAAAAUAGACUAAGCUUUUUGGAUUCAUCAAUUGAAAAAUCAGAGAAAAGCCUAAGAAUAAGUGACGAUGAUUCAGGAAUAAGAACAUCAUCAAAUAGCAGUGAAUUAAAUAAGAAAAUUUUUGAAAAUAAUGAUAAAUCAAUACAAGUUGAUUUUAAUGAUUUAGAAAAAAUUAAAUUAAAAAUCAAAUCACUUAAAUAUGAAUACAAAAAAUUGGGCGAUAAUUAUUUAAAUAAAUCAAAUAAACUUGAUGAUUAUCAGCGAGAAAUGGAAAAAUUUAAAAAUUUAAUUUAUAAAUUAGAAACAAAUUCAACUGUUGAUUAUAAACAAUUGGAAGAAUAUGAAAUUUUAUUGGCAUCAAAGGAUAAUGAUUUAAAACGUUUGAAUUUGGAUAAAAAAGAAUUAUCAACAAAAUAUAAUAAAAUGUUUGAAAAUUGGAAAGAAAAAAUAAAUGAUUAUGAAAAAAAAUUUGAAAAUAAUUUUAUUAAUGAAGAAAUUUCAAUUUUACCCGAUGAUUUGGAGAAUUAUAUUGAAAAAUUUGUUAAUCUUGGAAAUCAAAUAAAAAUUGAUCAAGCACAAUUGGAACAGAAAAUUAUCACUGAACAUGUGCCAAAAAUAAGAAAAUUAGAACAGGAAUUAAUUGAGAAGAAUUUAAUAAUUAUUCAUCUAAAUAAAGAGAUUAGUGAAAUGAAAAUUGAUAUGAAAAAAAUUGAUCAAAUUCAUGAAAAGAUAAAAAAAUUUGAAAUUAAACUUGAUGGAAAUUAUCAAGAAAAACAAGAUUUACAAAUUUUUUUUGAAGAAAGAGAAAAAGAAUUGUUAACACAAUUUUCGAAUUUAUGGGAAAAAAUUACUAAACGUGAUUCUGAAUUAUUAUUAAUUAAAGAAAAUUAUAAUCAGGCAAAAAUAACAAAUUCAAUAAAUUAUAAAAAUUCCAAUGAAUUAAGCCAUCUUGUUUCUGAAUCAUUAUUAAAGAUGAAUGAUAUAAAAUCUGAAUUAUCAAGAUCUGAAGAAUCUCGUAAUAAUAUGGAUAGAAAUUGGGCACAGGAAUAUGGUUUUUUACGAUCACAAUUAUCAAUUUUUGAAAAACAAGGAACUUUACUAUCACUCAUGUACGAGAAAAAUGAAGAUAUUCUAACGAAUGUGAUAAAAUUAAAAAAAAAUUUAGAUCUAAAAGAUAAAGAAAUUGGGGAAAUUAAGAAAAAUCGAGAUGAAACUAUUCAGAGGUAUGAUUUACUUGUUGAUCAAUUACAAAUGGAUGUUAAUGUAAUAAAAGAAAACAAAGAAUAUUUAACAUUUCAAGAACCCGAUAAGCAACUAAAAAAAAGUAUUAGCGAGACAUUUAAAUUUAAGAAAAGAAAAUCAAAAUCACUUCAUACAAAAGGUUCAAAAAUUUGGAGUUCACAGACAUGUCAAUGUAAAAAAAAAUAAUUCCCAGACUUCUUAUUGAAGAGAAAAUUAAAAAUGGCUUUUAUAAUAAUAUAAUGAAUCGCAAUAUUGUCGACAACGUUAAUCCAAAUAGUUGACAAUUGGAAUUGGAACAGUUAAAAUUUUUUUUUCUCCAUAUUCCUUUUUUUUCCUAGGGAAAAUAUUGUUUUAUAAAAAAAAAUAAAAUACCAUUCUUUUUUUUUAAGUUUCGAAACCUUGUUAUAAACAGUAAUUAAUAAACUUAAACUUGUUU
Leptopilina boulardi is the source of this 4006-nucleotide messenger RNA. RefSeq names its product kinesin-like protein KIF20B. The transcript has 7 exons. Lineage: Eukaryota; Metazoa; Arthropoda; Insecta; Hymenoptera; Figitidae. The coding region runs from base 166 to 3756 and encodes 1196 amino acids. The record is from RefSeq and is a predicted model, not a curated record. Gene Ontology annotation, molecular function: microtubule binding; plus-end-directed microtubule motor activity; ATP binding. Gene Ontology annotation, biological process: microtubule-based movement.